Molecule: messenger RNA, 6463 nt
Organism: Conger conger (European conger)
Lineage: Eukaryota; Metazoa; Chordata; Actinopteri; Anguilliformes; Congridae
Product: apolipoprotein(a)-like
Exons: 46
Coding region: 68-6463 (2131 amino acids)
Biological process (GO): proteolysis
Cellular component (GO): extrinsic component of plasma membrane
Molecular function (GO): serine-type endopeptidase activity; signaling receptor binding
Source: RefSeq, a predicted model, not a curated record
ACUAACAAAAGCACAUAACACAGUACAGGAAGGCUGUAAGCUCUGCCCUGCCUGCCAGUGGCACAUCAUGAAACUCUACAUAAGUCUCCUACUCUGCAACCUCCUAUCUGCUGCCUCUAAACCUCCCACGAUCGUGGAGGAGCUGACCUGUGCCACCGGGGAUGGCAGUGCCUACAGGGGAACCAUCUCCGUGACAGGAUCAGGGAAGACCUGCCAGCUCUGGGCCUCUCAGAAUCCACACAAGCAUUCCAGGACGCCAGAGAACUACCCAUGCAAGGGGCUUAAAUCGAAUUACUGCAGAAAUCCUGACAAUGAGACAAUGCCUUGGUGCUACACGACGGACCCCGGCACUCGAUGGGAGUACUGCAAGGUGCCGACCUGUGGAAAUGAGCCUGUCCCAGCCUCUAACCCUCCCACGAUCGUGGAGGAGCUGACCUGUGCCACCGGGGAUGGCAGUGCCUACAGGGGAACCAUCUCCGAGACAGAAUCGGGGAAGACCUGCCAGCUCUGGGCCUCUCAGAAUCCACACGAGCAUUCCAGGACGCCAGAGAACUACCCGUGCAAGGGGCUUAAAUCAAAUUACUGCAGAAAUCCUGACAAUGAGACAAUGCCUUGGUGCUACACGACGGACCCCGGCACUCGAUGGGAGUACUGCAAGGUGCCGACCUGUGGAAAUGAGCCUGUCCCAGGUACCUCUAACCCUCCCACGAUCGUGGAGGAGCUGACCUGUGCCACCGGGGAUGGCAGUGCCUACAGGGGAACCAUCUCCGAGACAGAAUCGGGGAAGACCUGCCAGCUCUGGGCCUCUCAGAAUCCACACGAGCAUUCCAGGACGCCAGAGAACUACCCGUGCAAGGGGCUUAAAUCGAAUUACUGCAGAAAUCCUGACAAUGAGAGAAUGCCUUGGUGCUACACGAUGGACCCCGGCACUCGAUGGGAGUACUGCAAGGUGCCGACCUGUGGAAAUGAGCCUGUCCCAGCCUCUAACCCUCCCACGAUCGUGGAGGAGCUGACCUGUGCCACCGGGGAUGGCAGCGCCUACAGGGGAACCAUCUCCGAGACAGAAUCGGGGAAGACCUGCCAGCUCUGGGCCUCUCAGGAUCCACACGAGCAUUCCAGGACGCCAGAGAACUACCCGUGCAAGGGGCUUAAAUCGAAUUACUGCAGAAAUCCUGACAAUGAGACAAUGCCUUGGUGCUACACGACGGACCCCGGCACUCGAUGGGAGUACUGCAAGGUGCCGACCUGUGGAAAUGAGCCUGUCCCAGCCUCUAAACCUCCCACGAUCAUGGAGGAGCUGACCUGUGCCACCGGGGAUGGCAGUGCCUACAGGGGAACCAUCUCCGAGACAGAAUCGGGGAAGACCUGCCAGCUCUGGGCCUCUCAGAAUCCACACGAGCAUUCCAGGACACCAGAGAACUACCCGUGCAAGGGGCUUAAAUCAAAUUACUGCAGAAAUCCUGACAAUGAGACAAUGCCUUGGUGCUACACGACGGACCCCGGCACUCGAUGGGAGUACUGCAAGGUGCCGUCCUGUGGAAAUGAGCCUGUCCCAGCCUCUAAACCUCCCACGAUCAUGGAGGAGCUGACCUGUGCCACCGGGGAUGGCAGUGCCUACAGGGGAACCAUCUCCGAGACAGAAUCGGGGAAGACCUGCCAGCUCUGGGCCUCUCAGAAUCCACACGAGCAUUCCAGGACACCAGAGAACUACCCGUGCAAGGGGCUUAAAUCGAAUUACUGCAGAAAUCCUGACAAUGAGACAAUGCCUUGGUGCUACACGACGGACCCCGGCACUCGAUGGGAGUAUUGCAGGGUGCCGACCUGUGGAAAUGAGCCUGUCCCAGCCGGUCUGAAGUGCGGACAGGCCAAGGUGAAGCCUGGGAAGUGCUUUAACCGAAUUGUUGGAGGAUGUGAAUCCAAGCCCCACUCCUGGCCCUGGCAAAUCAGCCUCCGAACCAACUCCCACCAGCACUUCUGCGGAGGGACACUGAUCAAGCCACAGUGGGUGGUGACUGCUGCACAUUGCCUGGAAUCACCUCAUCCAGCUGCCUACAAGGUGUAUCUUGGAACACACACACAGAAAGCCAAUGAGGCAUCAAAGCAAGUACGAGACGUCAAAAAGUUGAUUCUGGAACCCAGAAAUUUAGAUAUUGCGCUGCUCAAACUAGACAGCCCCGCCAUCAUAAAUGACAUGGUGAUGCCUGCCUGCUUGCCUGAGAAGGACUACAUUGUGCCGCAUUUGGCUGAGUGCCACGCGACCGGGUGGGGUGAAACCCAAGGCACUGGUGGGGACGGGGUGCUGAAGCAGUCCCGUCUCCCUGUUAUCGAAAACAAAGUGUGCAACCGCCCUGCGUACCUCUCCGGACGAGUGAGGGACCAUGAGAUGUGCGCGGGGUACAUCGAGGGAGGCACUGACACCUGCCAGGGUGACAGCGGUGGUCCCCUGGUCUGCCAUUCGGAUAACACCUUCGUCUUACAGGGAGUGACAUCAUGGGGUAAGGGCUGUGCCAAGCCCAUGAAGCCGGGGGUGUACACUAGAGUCUCAAAAUUUGUGGACUGGAUAGCAGAAGAGAUCAAGAAUAAUUCCUCUGAACCUCCCACGAUCGUGGAGGAGCUGACCUGUGCCUGCGGGGAUGGCAGUACCUACAGGGGAACCAUCUCCAAGACAGAAUCGGGGAAGACCUGCCAGCUCUGGGCCUCUCAGGAUCCACACGAGCAUUCCAGGACACCAGAGAACUACCCGUGCAAGGGGCUUAAAUCGAAUUACUGCAGAAAUCCUGACAAUGAGAGAAUGCCUUGGUGCUACACGACGGACCCCGGCACUCGAUGGGAGUACUGCAAGUUGCCGACCUGUGGAAAUGAGCCUGUCCCAGCCUCUGAACCUCCCACGAUCGUGGAGGAGCUGACCUGUGCCUGCGGGGAUGGAAGUACCUACAGGGGAACCAUCUCCGUGACAGAAUCGGGGAAGACCUGCCAGCUCUGGGCCUCUCAGAAUCCACACAAGCAUUCCAGGACGCCAGAGAACUACGCGUGCAAGGGGCUUAAAUCGAAUUACUGCAGAAAUCCUGACAAUGAGAGAAUGCCUUGGUGCUACACGACGGACCCCGGCACUCGAUGGGAGUACUGCAAGUUGCCGACCUGUGGAAAUGAGCCUGUCCCAGCCUCUGAACCUCCCACGAUCUUGGAGGAGUUGACCUGUGCCACCGGGGAUGGCAGUGCCUACAGGGGAACCAUCUCCGAGACAGAAUCGGGGAAGACCUGCCAGCUCUGGGCCUCUCAGAAUCCACACGAGCAUUCCAGGACGCCAGAGAACUACCCGUGGAAGGGGCUUACAUCGAAUUACUGCAGAAAUCCUGACAAUGAGAGAAUGCCUUGGUGCUACACGACGGACCCCGGCACUCGAUGGGAGUACUGCAAGUUGCCAACCUGUGGAAAUGAGCCAAUCCCAGCGUCUGAACCUCCCACGAUCUUGGAGGAGUUGACCUGUGCCACCGGGGAUGGCAGUGCCUACAGGGGAACCAUCUCCGAGACAGAAUCGGGGAAGACCUGCCAGCUCUGGGCCUCUCAGAAUCCACACGAGCAUUCCAGGACUCCAGAGAAUUACCCGUGGAAGGGGCUUACAUCGAAUUACUGCAGAAAUCCUGACAAUGAGAGAAUGGCUUGGUGCUACACGACGGACCCCGGCACUCGAUGGGAGUACUGCCAGUUGCCAACCUGUGGAAAUGAGUCUGUCCCAGCCUCUGAAGCUCCCACAAUCUUGGAGGAGUUGACCUGUGCCACCGGGGAUGGCAGUGCCUACAGGGGAACCAUCUCCGAGACAGAAUCGGGCAAGACCUGCCAGCUCUGGGCCUCUCAGAAUCCACACGAGCAUUCCAGGACUCCAGAGAAUUACCCGUGGAAGGGGCUUACAUCGAAUUACUGCAGAAAUCCUGACAAUGAGAGAAUGGCUUGGUGCUACACGACGGACCCCGGCACUCGAUGGGAGUACUGCAAGUUACCGACCUGUGGAAAUGAGCCUGUCCCAGCUCCCACAAUCUUGGAGGAGUUGACCUGUGCCACCGGGGAUGGCAGUGCCUACAGGGGAACCAUCUCCGAGACAGAAUCGGGGAAGACCUGCCAGCUCUGGGCCUCUCAGAAUCCCCACAAGCAUUCCAGGACGCCAGAGAACUACCCGUGGAAGGGGCUUACAUCGAAUUACUGCAGAAAUCCUGACAAUGAGAGAAUGCCUUGGUGCUACACGACGGACCCCGGUACUCGAUGGGAGUACUGCAGGUUGCCGACCUGUGGAAAUGAGCCUGUCCCAGCCUCUGAACCUCCCACGAUCUUGGAGGAGUUGACCUGUGCCACCGGGGAUGGCAGUGCCUACAGGGGAACCAUCUCCGAGACAGAAUCGGGGAAGACCUGCCAGCUCUGGGCCUCUCAGAAUCCACACGAGCAUUCCAGGACUCCAGAGAAUUACCCGUGGAAGGGGCUUACAUCGAAUUACUGCAGAAAUCCUGACAAUGAGAGAAUGGCUUGGUGCUACACGACGGACCCCGGCACUCGAUGGGAGUACUGCAAGUUACCGACCUGUGGAAAUGAGCCUGUCCCAGGUACUCCCACAAUCUUGGAGGAGUUGACCUGUGCCACCGGGGAUGGCAGUGGCUACAGGGGAACCAUCUCCGAGACAGAAUCGGGGAAGACCUGCCAGCUCUGGGCCUCUCAGAAUCCACACGAGCAUUCCAGGACACCAGAGAACUACCCGUGGAAGGGGCUUACAUCGAAUUACUGCAGAAAUCCUGACAAUGAGAGAAUGCCUUGGUGCUACACGACGGACCCCGGCACUCGAUGGGAGUACUGCAAGUUGCCGACCUGUGGAAAUGAGCCUGUCCCAGCCACUGAAGCUCCCACAAUCUUGGAGGAGUUGACCUGUGCCACCGGGGAUGGCAGUGGCUACAGGGGAACCAUCUCCGAGACAGAAUCGGGGAAGACCUGCCAGCUCUGGGCCUCUCAGAAUCCACACGAGCAUUCCAGGACACCAGAGAACUACCCGUGGAAGGGGCUUACAUCGAAUUACUGCAGAAAUCCUGACAAUGAGAGAAUGCCUUGGUGCUACACGACGGACCCCGGCACUCGAUGGGAGUACUGCAAGUUGCCGACCUGUGGAAAUGAGCCUGUCCCAGCUCCCACGAUCUUGGAGGAGUUGACCUGUGCCACCGAGGAUGGCAGUGCCUACAGGGGAACCAUCUCCGAGACAGAAUCAAGGAAGACCUGCCAGCUCUGGGCCUCUCAGAAUCCCCACAAGCAUUCCAGGACGCCAGAGAACUACCCGUGGAAGGGGCUUACAUCGAAUUACUGCAGAAAUCCUGACAAUGAGAGAAUGGCUUGGUGCUACACGACGGAUCCCGGCACUCGAUGGGAGUACUGCAAGUUGCCGACCUGUGGAAAUGAGCCUGUCCCAGCCUCUGAACCUCCCACGAUCUUGGAGGAGUUGACCUGUGCCACCGGGGAUGGCAGUGCCUACAGGGGAACCAUCUCCGAGACAGAAUCGGGGAAGACCUGCCAGCUCUGGGCCUCUCAGAAUCCACACGAGCAUUCCAGGACUCCAGAGAAUUACCCGUGGAAGGGGCUUACAUCGAAUUACUGCAGAAAUCCUGACAAUGAGAGAAUGGCUUGGUGCUACACGACGGACCCCGGCACUCGAUGGGAGUACUGCAAGUUGCCGACCUGUGGAAAUGAGCCUGUCCCAGCCUCUGAAGCUCCCACAAUCUUGGAGGAGUUGACCUGUGCCACCGGGGAUGGCAGUGCCUACAGGGGAACCAUCUCCGAGACAGAAUCGGGCAAGACCUGCCAGCUCUGGGCCUCUCAGAAUCCACACGAGCAUUCCAGGACUCCAGAGAAUUACCCGUGGAAGGGGCUUACAUCGAAUUACUGCAGAAAUCCUGACAAUGAGAGAAUGGCUUGGUGCUACACGACGGACCCCGGCACUCGAUGGGAGUACUGCAAGUUACCGACCUGUGGAAAUGAGCCUGUCCCAGCUCCCACAAUCUUGGAGGAGUUGACCUGUGCCACCGGGGAUGGCAGUGGCUACAGGGGAACCAUCUCCGAGACAGAAUCGGGGAAGACCUGCCAGCUCUGGGCCUCUCAGAAUCCACACGAGCAUUCCAGGACACCAGAGAACUACCCGUGGAAGGGGCUUACAUCGAAUUACUGCAGAAAUCCUGACAAUGAGAGAAUGCCUUGGUGCUACACGACGGACCCCGGCACUCGAUGGGAGUACUGCAAGUUGCCGACCUGUGGAAAUGAGCCUGUCCCAGCCUCUGAAGCUCCCACGAUCUUGGAGGAGUUGACCUGUGCCACCGGGGAUGGCAGUGCCUACAGGGGAACCAUCUCCGAGACAGAAUCGGGGAAGACCUGCCAGCUCUGGGCCUCUCAGAAUCCACACGAGCAUUCCAGGACUCCAGAGAAUUACCCGUGGAAGUGA